This is a messenger RNA of Sorex araneus (European shrew), 835 nucleotides long. RefSeq names its product golgi transport 1A (gene GOLT1A). Gene Ontology annotation, biological process: endoplasmic reticulum to Golgi vesicle-mediated transport; retrograde transport, endosome to Golgi. Gene Ontology annotation, cellular component: endoplasmic reticulum; membrane. NCBI's taxonomy places the organism in Eukaryota, Metazoa, Chordata, Mammalia, Eulipotyphla, Soricidae. The transcript is spliced from 5 exons. The record is from RefSeq and is a predicted model, not a curated record. Bases 150 to 551 code for a protein of 133 amino acids.
CGCGCAUGCGCGUGAGUGCGUGUGUUAAUGAUUGACAGAGGCUCAUUUCACAACUUACCAAGGGUCACAUCCUAGAGCAUGUUGGAGCCGGGCUCUCGGCUGCGUGCUUCUUGGCAGCUUCUUCCAGGAAGGGCCCCCUCCCCGACAUCAUGAUCUCCAUCACAGAGCUGCAGAAGAUCGGCGUGGGCACGGCUGGCUUCGGCCUCUUCUUCAUCCUCCUCGGAAUCCUGCUGUACUUUGACUCCGUGCUCCUGGCCUUCGGAAACCUCCUGUUCCUGGCCGGCCUCUCCCUCAUCAUCGGCCUGAGGAAAACCUGCUCCUUCUUCUUCCAGAGGCACAAGCUCAAGGCCACGGGCUUCUUCCUGGGGGGCGUGGCCAUCGUGCUGCUGCGCUGGCCGCUCCUGGGCAUGGCCCUGGAAGCCUACGGGUUCUUCAACCUCUUCAAGGGCUUUUUCCCUGUGGCCUUCGGCUUCCUGGGCAAUGCCGUCAACAUCCCCUUCCUGAGUGCGCUGUUCCGGAGGCUCCAGGGCGGCAGCAGCUCCAUGGUCUGAAGAGCAGAGAUGAACCCGCUUCUUAAACUGGGGUCCCGGCUGAGGGGGCCAGGGGGGACAGACGGGCGACCCUGCGCUGACUCAUCCCCGCCCUGCGAGCCGGCUGCCGCCUCUCAAAGGAAGGACAGAGCCAAGGGAGCGGCCGUGCCCCGACCCCCACCCCAGUCAGCCCCUGAGGCUGCCAGGACAGCGGGGAGCAGAAGCAGGGCUCCGGGGGUCAGGCCGGCCUGAUGUCACACCCGUUGGGGACGGGCUUUGAUCACCAUUGAUCAUCCGUCCAGGAG